Molecule: messenger RNA, 3785 nt
Organism: Chilo suppressalis (striped riceborer)
Lineage: Eukaryota; Metazoa; Arthropoda; Insecta; Lepidoptera; Crambidae
Source: the annotation of a GenBank genome assembly
AAUUAAUUGAAUACUUACGAUAUUUUUAUUGAACAAAACAAGCGGGCAGCCCUAGUAGUUGCUUUAAAAAAAAAUCGUUCAUCUUUCACCGAUUUGUUUGGUUAGUGAAAGAACUUUAAUUUACGGACCUACAAUUAUUUGAUAAAAUGGAAAUUGGUGUCGAAGAAAACCCUAGCAGCAGCACUGAAAACGCCAACGCUGAGAAUAAUGUAGUAGAGAAAAUACAAACACCUCCACCGCAAGAAGUUCCAAAGAAGACCAAAAAAGAAGACCGUCUCAAAAAGGAUGACAAAUUGGUUGAACAGUUUCUGAAGUCGUUAAACUCUCUCCCUUCGGUUGAUGAAAAAUUCUCAGCUGUAUGUAAAAAGUACUCGCAGACAGCAGAUGAAAAUAAAAAGCUUCAGUUCUAUAUAAAACAAUCGGAUAAACGCUAUGCUUUAUUAUUGAAAGAAAAAGAACAAUUGCAACAUGAGUUCAACAAAACUAUUCUUGUUAAAUCUAAACUGGAAAACCUUUGUAGAGAAUUACAGAAGCAAAAUAAGGCUAUUAAGGAAGAAUCCCUGCUCAAAAUCCGUGAGGAAGAAGAACGCCGUAAAGAGACCCAAGCCAAGUUCCAGAACACAUUAUCGGAGAUCACGACAUUACUGCAACAGAACAAUGAGAAGAAUGCGAAGCUCAGAGAUGACAACAUAAGUAUGACGGAGAAGUUCAAGAGUGUCGUUCAGCAGUACCAGCUUAGAGAACAACAGGUUGAUAAAAUGGCAAAACAGAUGUCGCUGGAAUCUCAAUUAUCAGACGCUAAGUUACAAAAGGCCAGUUUAGAGCAUCAAGCAGAAAAAGAACGCCUUUUGGCCGAAAUGGAGCAGCUUAAAGUCAGUAUAGCGCAGUACUGGACCAAGAUAUUGGAACUGCAAGGAACGGAGACAGCGCUGAGAGGACAAUUGGCAGUCUACACUGACAAAUAUGAUGAGUUCCAGAACGCUUUAGUGAAGAGUAACCAAGUGUUCGGUGGAUUCAAAGAACAGAUGGAAAUGAUGUCAAAGAAGAUAAAGAAGUUGGAGAAGGAGUCGUUAUCAUGGAAGAAACGAUGGGAGACAUCUCAGACAGCUUUACUGGACAUGUGCGGUGAAAGGCAAGCCAGCGAAGAAAAGGCAGCUAAUUCUAACCGACAGCUUCUACAUAUGCAGAGCUUGUGCCGUACGCUACAGGGUGAACGCACAGUUUUGCUGAACACCUUGAAGGAGCACAACAUAGAGCGGCCGCCGCUGCCCCCGCCAGUCGCCGCGCCGCCGCCACCAGCGCCCGCGCCUUCUUCCAACGCCGCCUCCAACGCUAAGGUUGACGCGAUGGCAGCGAAUUGCGUACAGUUGCGACAGAGCUUAGCACAUCUACAGACCCAAUUGAAUACACUUACAAACAAAAACAAGGAGGAACCACCGAAACCAGAGAAACAGAAAAAGUCGAAGUCGAAAAAGAACAGAGGCGAGAAACAAGCUCAGAAAGUAGAAGAAAAAUCGGAGGUCAAAGAGGAGAGUGACGAAUGCAGUCCUGUAAAAGAAACAAUAGAAAAUGAACCUAGCGUCGAAGAUGUUACAGUUUCAAAUGAUGAAACUAAGGAGGAAAAAGUAGAUGACAAAACAUUAGAAAGCCUUAUUCAAGCUAUAAGCAGCGCUAAUAUAAAUCUGUGCGAUCUGGAGGUGGUUAACGUCGCAAACGGUGAUGAGAAUGACAAUGUAGAUAAAGUAUUAGAAAUAAAUGAAGCUGUACCAAAUGUUAAAGAAAUAUCGGCGGUUAUUGAAACGAUAAAAAAUGAAGUAGCUGAAAAAUCAAAUGAAGUCAAUGCCAACGUCGAAGUCGAUUUGAAUGUAACUCAAGAAAUUAAUUGCAACGAUGAAAUCUCACAUAUCCCCGAAGUGAAACCAAUCUCGGAGAAUGGUGCAUGAGACGUGUUCAAAUGUCAAUUAUCAUUGUAAAUAUUGAAAUAUUUGACUUUAGUUUUUUUACAGUAAUUUAGUGAGAAGUUUUACACCGUUUGUUUUUUUUCUAGUAUUUUGUUGGUCUCAAGUUUUUGUGUUUGUGUGUGUGUUUUUUUAUGUAAGUAAUUCAUCUUUCAACGAGAAUGUUUAAAAUCGAAGUGCCUAAACAAUUUGUUUUCUAGUCAGAUUUCGGUAUUGUUUUUGUAUUCGCCAAGCUUUCAUUUACAUUUAACGUUAUACAAGUGGCAGUUUAAACGUUUUACCAUGCCUACUUUUUUUUAUUAAGUUUUAAUUUUUCAAUUCAAAUAACCACUUUAACAUAUAUUCUGGAUGUCUCAAUUUGUGUGCUGGGCGCUAUCGAAUUUUCUGAAUUUUGUUUAAUUCCCUUUUAACGCCGACACAAAACUUCUUAACGUUUUUGUGUACAAAAAUUACAGUUUCUCGUAGCGGCGGCGUCUAAUACUGAAUGAUUUGAUAGCCACAAAUCACACAGUAUUAGCUGCCACAAUAUUCUCUAUAAAAUUUGAAUAGCUCCAGCCAUGUUAUCAAGAAAGAGAUUCUGACCAACGUGUCAAUGACACGAUCUUUAUGGUAAAAAAUAGACAAUGGUGUCGAUUCUGGCAUGAUUUGCUAAACUUAAACUAACUGGAACAUCUCCUUUUCAUUCUGUGUAGAAAAUGACAAGGAUACACUGUUGUCAAAUAUAAUUUUAGUUUUACAGAAUCGCGCCAGAAUCGACACCAGUACCUAUAAAACUUCGGUAUAUUAGUUAUUAUGCACCCUAAUUUUUUGUACUUAUGUUUUGUUAUGUUACUAUGUGUAUUAAUGAACUUUCUGCUUUCAGAAUAGUUUUAAUUAUUACAAAUAUGUCAUUAAUAUGGUGCCAAUGGAUAGUAAAAGAAUUACGUACAAAUGUUUUUUUUUUCAAAUUGCAGUGCAAUAUGAAACGGAAUAUUAUUAAAGUCUAGAUCAUGUUGGUGGAUAUAAGUCGAUUAAUUUUGGACUUUUUCUAAUAAGAACUGUAUUCAUAAACGCGGAUGUAUCCAUCUUCUUGGUCAUAACUGUGUAAUUGUGAAUCUGUAAUACCAAUGUCGUUUUUUAAUGACUCUUGGCAUUUUAUGAAAACUUCAGUGUCAUCAAUACUUUGUUAUUAAUUAAUUUAGCAUGACGAGCGUUUUUCGCGCAAAAACAUCCUUCUUUGCGUUGAAACUAUACAUAGAUCUAUUGAAUAGUACAAUACAUACAAACAAGGAUUUUAAUAUUCAAAAUUUGUCAAAUAUCUCGCAAUUUAUUUUUAUAAAGUGAUAAAAAUGGACAUAAAAUAAAAAAAUAUGGAAUUUUGCUUAUGUUUACUGCUAACAAAUCUCAAUACCUUAUCGUUUAAGUUUUGCCUUUUAUAUAGAAUAAAUGUGACUUCUGAGUUUUUUUAAAUAAAGUUAGAUUUUUAUAACCCUGUGAGAUGUUGUGAUUUCUUUUAUCCUUAUAAUAUUUAACCAUGAGAACUUCGACUUUAGCGCGUACUGAAAAUGUAGGUAUUAUCUGGAGCUCCUCUUUGUUUGCGAAGGCACGUUAAUCCCAGCUGAUUCUACAGUGGUUGCACUGGGAAGUCGUGCUUGUGCACCAUGCAUGUUGGCUGAAAAUUUUAUUUUCGGGUUAAAAAUAAAUUUCAGAAUGAAUGUUUGUUAUACUGGCCCCUUGGAAAAAUCCGUAGCCACGCCUUAGAGAUCCCAAACCUCGCACUUCGGUGCGAUGUUAACCUCCUGCUACGAAGGUCGCCAGUGCUGUUAAAGUGUGUAAUUUGCUCGAGAU